GUCUUUUGGUAUUCGCUUUGACACGCAGACUUCAGGGCGCCAGCCUUCUGCGAACUGUCUCUACCCUUGACGAAGGAAAAGGCAGCCUUCUCACCGUCGGACCCGGCGAUGCAGCGGCACGUCGCCUCCGGCCGGCCGUCGGGCACGGACGGCUCCGACUUUUCUUACCGCAUGGUCGUCGAAUCCCGGUACCAGAGGGUCGCCGAGGGCAGAUCCCGCCUCGCGCGCCUCAUCCUCGUGCAGGCGCUGCACCUAGUGGCCGGAGGCUUGCUUCUAUUGCUGUCGUUGUCCAAGGGGGCGGCGGUGAACAAGUUCGCCGUGCUGUCCAUGGCCGCGGGAUUCCUGGCUAUAGUGGUGGGGGAAUUAGGGCGAUUGCGGACCAUGGCAGUGCUGCUUCGGCUUUACACAAGCUUGUCAUCAAUUGCGGUUGCAUUCUCUGUGACGUGCAUUAUCCGGUCAGAGUUGUUCUUGAAGGUUAUGAAGCAAAACACAGAGGCCAUCACAAGCUACGAAAUGCUUGAUGCGGUUCGUGUUGCUCUUGGUAUCCUGCUGCAAAUGGUGGUUAUAGCUACAACUACCAGACUCCUGCAGAAUAUGUCUCCUCCCAAGAGAGCUUCAUGAAUGCUAUGACAUUUUAGCUUUGUUUCAAGUAGUAAGGGAUACAAACUUCGAGUUAAAAAUAUUGGCCAAGUGCGAUAGUCUUGUACCGAAGAUGCUACUGGUGUACAACUGUCAGGAAAUCGUGGUUUACUUGUUU
Messenger RNA from Zea mays, 757 nucleotides. RefSeq lists its product as uncharacterized. The record is from RefSeq and is marked provisional. Lineage: Eukaryota; Viridiplantae; Streptophyta; Magnoliopsida; Poales; Poaceae. Gene Ontology annotation, cellular component: endoplasmic reticulum membrane. Gene Ontology annotation, biological process: vesicle-mediated transport; endoplasmic reticulum organization.